AGAGACAUAUCCUUGAUUUGGGACUUGGCGGAGAUUCGGGUCGAAUCGAAGAGCAGCCCGAAUCGAAGAGAAGGGAAGGGGCCUGAAAGAUCACUCCUAGGAAUAAAAAGUAACCGUGGGACUCAGUUCGGUCCCUUUGCUAAUAGUUUCGGCCAUGCAGAGCUGUGUCAAGUGGUGGGGCGGACUGCGCCUCAGCCGGGGGGUGGCGGUGGCCACUGGACGCCACUUGCCCACAGGUCCCGCAGGGCUGAGUCCCGCUGGGGGACGCUGGACGCAGCCCGGCCGAGACUGCAGCAGCGGCGGAGGCGACCGCAGCCCCAAUCCUGAAGCCGCUGUGACCUCCCGCCACAUUGAACAGCUACUCCCUAGGCACGAUGACUUCUCGGAGAGGCACAUUGGUCCGAGAGACAAAGAGAAGAGGGAGAUGCUUCGGACCUUAGGACUGGAGAGUGUUGACGAAUUGAUUGAGAAGACAGUCCCUGCCAGCAUCCGCUUGAGAAGACCCUUGAAGAUGGAGGACCCUGUUUGUGAAAAUGAAAUUCUGGCAACCCUACAUGAUAUUGCAAGCAAGAAUAAAAUCUGGAGAUCCUACAUUGGCAUGGGCUAUUAUAACUGCUCAGCACCUCAAGCCAUUGUUCGCAAUUUGUUAGAGAAUGCAGGAUGGGUUACCCAGUAUACACCUUACCAACCUGAGGUGUCCCAGGGCAGGCUGGAGAGUUUACUCAAUUUCCAGACCAUGGUAUGUGACAUCACUGGGAUGGAUGUAGCCAAUGCCUCCUUGCUAGAUGAGGGGACUGCAGCAGCAGAAGCUAUGCAGCUAUGUCACAGACACAGCAAAAAUAGAAAAUUUUAUGUUGACCCCCGGUGCCACCCACAGACGAUAGCUGUUAUCCAGACUCGAGCCAAUUACAUUGGGGUCCUCAUUGAGUUGAAACUGCCUCAUGAAAUGGACUUCAGUGGUAAAGAUGUCAGUGGAGUGCUGUUCCAGUAUCCAGACACGGAGGGGAAGGUGGAAGACUUCAUGGAGCUUGUGGAUAGAGCCCACCAGCAUGGGGCUCUGGCUUGCUGUGCUACUGACCUGUUAGCUCUUUGUGUCUUGAGGCCUCCAGGAGAAUUUGGGGUUGACAUUGCUUUGGGGAGUUCCCAAAGGUUUGGGGUGCCACUGUGCUAUGGGGGACCACAUGCUGCCUUUUUUGCUGUCCGGGAAAACUUGGUGAGAAUGAUGCCUGGAAGAAUGGUGGGCGUGACAAGAGAUGCUGCAGGAAAGGAAGUAUUCCGUCUUGCUCUGCAGACUCGCGAGCAGCACAUCAGGAGGGAUAAGGCUACAAGCAACAUCUGUACGGCUCAGGCUCUUUUGGCUAACAUGGCUGCCAUGUUUGCUAUCUACCAUGGCUCCAGUGGACUCAAGCACAUUGCCAGGAGGGUACAUAAUGCCACCUUGAUCCUAGCAGAAGGACUCAAGAGAGCUGGUCAUAAGCUUCAACAUGACUUAUUCUUUGAUACCUUGAAGAUCCAAUGUGGCUGUUCUUUAAAAGAGGUUUUGGAUAGAGCAGCUCAGCGGCAGAUCAACUUUCGGCUUUUUGGCGAUGGCACGCUUGGCAUUUCCCUUGACGAAACAGUCACAGAAAAAGAUCUGGAUGACUUAUUGUGGAUUUUUGGCUGUGAGUCCUCUGCGGAACUCGUUGCUGAGAGCAUGGGAGAAGAAAGGAGGGGUAUCCUAGGGACCCCAUUUAAAAGAACCAGCCCAUUCCUGACACAUCAAGUGUUCAACAGCUAUCAGUCGGAAACCAAUAUUGUCCGCUACAUGAAGAAAUUGGAGAACAAAGAUAUUUCCCUCGUCCACAGCAUGAUUCCUCUGGGAUCCUGUACGAUGAAGCUCAACAGUUCAUCUGAACUUACACCAAUCACAUGGCAAGAAUUUGCCAACAUCCACCCUUUUGUGCCUCUAGACCAGGCACAAGGUUAUCAACAGCUUUUCCGAGAGCUGGAGAAGGAUUUGUGUGAGCUCACAGGGUAUGACAAAAUUUCCUUCCAACCUAACAGAUGCAAAUGGUUUAUCUCCUUUUACCUUUCUGUCCUCUUCCAGGUGGAUAAGCAUAAAGAGAACCUGGCAGCCAUCAUGAUCACUUACCCAUCCACCAAUGGGGUAUUUGAGGAGAAUAUUAGUGAUGUGUGUGACCUCAUCCAUCAACAUGGAGGCCAAGUUUACCUGGAUGGAGCCAACAUGAACGCUCAGGUGGGACUCUGCCGUCCAGGAGAUUUUGGCUCUGAUGUCUCACAUUUAAACCUUCACAAGACAUUCUGCAUUCCACAUGGUGGUGGUGGGCCUGGAAUGGGGCCCAUUGGUGUGAAGAAGCAUCUUGCUCCUUUUCUACCAAAUCAUCCAGUCAUCCCAACAAAGCUGGAUAAAGAUGGACACCCCUUGGGUACUGUCAGUUCUGCUCCCUGGGGCUCCAGUGCCAUUUUGCCAAUUUCUUGGGCAUAUAUUAAGAUGAUGGGAAGCAGGGGCCUCAAGCAUGCCACAGAGAUCGCGAUACUGAAUGCUAACUAUAUGGCCAAGCGAUUGGAAAAGCAUUAUAAAGUUCUUUUUAGAGGUGCAAGAGGUUAUGUGGCUCAUGAAUUUAUUUUGGACACAAGACCCUUCAAAAAAUCUGCAAAUAUCGAAGCUGUAGAUGUUGCCAAGAGGCUUCAAGAUUAUGGAUUUCAUGCUCCCACCAUGUCAUGGCCAGUAGCUGGGACACUUAUGAUUGAGCCCACAGAGUCAGAAGAUAAGGCUGAGUUGGACAGGUUUUGUGAUGCCAUGAUAAGUAUCCGACAAGAAAUUGCUGACAUAGAGGAAGGUCGCAUGGACUCAAGGGUUAACCCACUGAAGAUGUCUCCACACUCCUUGACUUGUAUUACCUCCUCAAACUGGGAUCGGCCUUACUCCAGAGAGGUAGCAGCUUUCCCACUACCCUUCGUGAAACCAGACAGCAAGUUCUGGCCCACAAUUGCCCGGAUCGAUGACAUCUACGGUGACCAGCAUCUAGUUUGCACCUGCCCACCAAUGGAAGUUUACGAGUCUCCAUUUUCUGAACAAAAGAGGGCUUCAUCCUAGACCGCCUCCCAAGCUUUCUGGUGACUUGAAUCGGUGCCUCUCACAGCAGCAUUUGUCUUGCCAGAUGUGGUGUUUUGUUUUUUUGUUCAUUUUUUUGGUCUCCUUCCCCAGGCUCAAGUAGGGGAUUUAUAUACUGUAUAUAUUUUUUAUAAUCUCUGUCAAGGUAAAUGUAAAUACAAUCAGGGAAGUGGGUGGAAGCUACUUGUUUAAAAACUGACA
Messenger RNA from Gracilinanus agilis (Agile Gracile Mouse Opossum), 3316 nucleotides. It is a transcript of the gene GLDC, whose product is annotated as glycine decarboxylase. Lineage: Eukaryota; Metazoa; Chordata; Mammalia; Didelphimorphia; Didelphidae. The transcript is spliced from 23 exons. Gene Ontology annotation, molecular function: glycine binding; glycine dehydrogenase (decarboxylating) activity; pyridoxal phosphate binding. Gene Ontology annotation, biological process: glycine decarboxylation via glycine cleavage system. Bases 155 to 3097 code for a protein of 980 amino acids. Gene Ontology annotation, cellular component: mitochondrion; glycine cleavage complex. The record is from RefSeq and is a predicted model, not a curated record.